CCUUACAGUCGCCAUGAUAUAGCAGCGGAAACGGGUGAGAAGUAGCUAGAAAACAAAAGAGAACACGCAGUCGUCCUCGCGAUUUGGUAUGCUCUUGCAGUGUUAUAGGAAUGCCCAAGGAAAAAUAUGACCCGCCGGAUCCCAGGCGGAUGUACACAAUUAUGUCCAGCGAGGAGGCAGCCAACGGGAAGAAGUCAUACUGGGCUGAGCUGGAAAUCAGCGGCCGAGUAAGGAGUCUCAGCACAGCCCUGUGGUCUCUCACCCACCUCACUGCCCUGCACCUCAGUGACAACUCACUGUCACGCAUCCCGCCAGACAUUGCCAAACUACACAAUCUGGUGUACCUGGAUCUCUCAUCCAAUAAGAUCAGGAGCCUGCCGGCAGAGCUCGGCAACAUGGUGUCUCUCAGGGAACUGCUUUUAAAUAACAACCAGUUGCGGGUUCUGCCAUUUGAAUUGGGGAAACUGUUUCAGUUACAAACACUGGGGUUGAAAGGAAACCCACUUGCACAAGAAAUUAUGAGCCUCUACCAGGAACCUGAUGGCACGCGGAGACUGCUCAACUACUUGUUAGACAAUCUGGCAGGGGCUAUCAAGCGCAUACCGACAGAGCAGCCCCCAGCCCGGUCAUGGAUCUCACUCCAGGAACCAGACCGAACACGGGCCUCAGCACUGUUCUCCGUGAUGUGCUACAAUGUGCUGUGUGAUAAGUACGCCACAAGACAGCUAUACGGCUACUGCCCCUCAUGGGCUUUAAACUGGGAGUACAGGAAGAAAUCCAUCAUGCAGGAGAUAAUGGGCUGCAAUGCAGACAUCAUCAGUUUGCAGGAAGUUGAGACGGAGCAGUACUACAGUUUUUUCUUGCCUGAGCUGAAGGAGCAGGGAUACGACGGGUUCUUCAGUCCAAAGUCACGAGCCAGGACUAUGUCCGAGUCGGACCGCAAACACGUGGACGGUUGUGCAAUUUUCUUCAAGACAGAAAAGUUCAGCGCAGUUCAGAAGCACACAGUGGAGUUCAACCAGCUGGCCAUGGCUAACUCCGAGGGCUCAGAGGCUAUGCUGAACAGGGUAAUGACCAAGGACAACAUCGGGGUAGCUGUACUGCUCGAGGUCCGCAAAGAGAUGAUGGAGGCCUCCUCUGGAAAGUCACUCCAUGGUAUGGAGAAGCAGCUGCUCCUGGUAGCUAAUGCCCACAUGCACUGGGACCCAGAGUACUCUGACGUCAAGCUGGUCCAGACCAUGAUGUUCCUUUCGGAAGUGAAGAACAUAGUGGACAAGGCCACACGCAGCCUCAAGCUGGCCUCUGUCUCUGGUGAGACCAAUGCCAUUCCACUGGUGCUGUGCGCUGACCUCAACUCCUUGCCCGACUCUGGCGUAGUGGAGUAUCUCAGUACUGGUGGGGUGGACUGCACCCACAAGGACUUCAAGGAGCUUCGUUAUAGCGACAGCCUGACCAAAUUCAACUGCAACGGCAAGAACAGCACGUCCAAUGGCAGGAUCACGCAUGGCUUCAAGCUGAAGAGCGCCUACGAGAACGGCCUGAUGCCUUACACCAACUACACCUUCGACUUCAAGGGUGUCAUCGACUAUAUUUUCUACUCCAAGCCUCACCUGAACGUGCUGGGUAUCUUGGGGCCCCUGGACCCCCACUGGCUCGUAGAGAACAAUGUCACCGGCUGCCCACACCCCCACAUCCCCUCCGACCACUUCUCCCUCUUUGGCCAGCUGGAGCUGCUCCUGCCCAACGUGCCCCCCCAGGUCAACGGGCUCCAUCUGCCUGCACGCAGGUAGUGAGUCCCUGCCACACCACCAGGGGGAGCUGCAACCACAGCCUCUCCCUUUCAAACCCUCCUCCCUCCCACUACCAGCUCUUCCCUCCACCACGCCGGAGGAGGAAGACAAAUACACAACCUGUAAAAUAUUCGUACAGUGAGGUCUGGCCGACAGGGAUUUCGUAUAAUGUUAUAGAUAUUCUAUAUUUUUCUUUUUUCUUUCUCCGUUUUUCUUUUUUGUUCUUUUUUUAACUGCUCGAUUCAGUCCUGUCCGUGUAUCAUAUUUUGUGUUUUGGACUCCCUUUCCUCCUCAAAUCCACCUCCCCACUUUGCUUUCUGUCUUUCAAACUAGAGGGGAUGGUAGCUCAUUCAGAUUUGUCAUAUGGGGCACAGUUUGGUUUUAGAGCAAGGGGGGAAACUUAGAGAAGUGGCUGAGGGGAAGACAUUCACCUGAAAAGCUCCAUAGCUGAUGGUCUGCCUGUCUGUCUGUCCUGUAUAAAUCUGAAACCAGCAAAGACAGCAGACUUGUCAGUCUCAGACCUCCAUCAAUGGCUUGUGCUUGUUUUCCCCUGUACCCUGGGCAGCCGGCGUACUUUCUCAGUCUUUCCAGGAUGCAGGCAUUUGUCGAGUCAGAUGUUGUUGGGUUAGAGCAGCUUUUAGCUGGUAGUUAAGCGUCCCUCGAGGUGGAUGUAGCGCAGCUCGUACGAGGUGAGAUUUCCUGCUGUCAUUCUGUGGUGCUGAGGCCUUUUUGCGUGGUCACGGCCUCCCGUGGUGCUACAAGAUAGUCUACACCUCUGACCCCGGCCCUGGUGCAUUAGCUACCAAACCCACAGAUGCCUCGAGAAUCAGACGUCCGAGAACUACAGUUGCCCAGUUUCACGUGGGCUGUGUGUAGUGUUAAUAUGUGAAGGAAGGAUGUGGUGAGAAACUGAAGGCAGCUACCACUCUGUUUGCGGACUGUUUUCACCCCAGCUUGUAUAGUUGUUAGGCUAGUCUUGUGCUUAGGAGCUCAUGUGGCCCACGCACCCCCAUUUUUGGGCAAGGGGGAAGGGAUUUAGGCUGAUGGGCAAAGCGAUGAGGGGCUUUCACGAAUCUUUUCUUUGUCUCGAUUGCUUUUAGGCAGAGAGAGUGAGUAAUGGCUGAUACACAGGAGUAAAACCAGCAUUCCUCUCACUGUCUGGAGUUGCCAUCCAACUCCACACAUGCAAGCUUAGACACACAUACAUACACGCACACACACACACACACACACACACACACAACACAGGUAAUUUGCAGACAGAUCUGUAGCACUGUCUCCGAGGCCAGUAGUGACUUUCCCCAGCCAUAAAUUCCAUACACAAAAGCAGUGGUUUUUUUCACAAGUGUUUGUACAGAAUAGAAAUCUAGACUCAGUCUUUACAUGAUUGUAUAUGAACCACAAAAGACCUGUUUUCUGGCGUUUUUUGUACGAAGAGUAAAUUAUGAUCAGAUUUGAAAAAAAAAAAAGAUUGUAUUGUAAACUAUGGCUAAAUUUUUAUCCAGUUAAUGUUAAGAUGAAUUGAUAUUACCAGCUUGUACAAAAGACGUAAGAAGAGGUUGUUCGAGGCGUUCACUGUCACUACUUUGCACUCCUUAGAGAUUAACUGUAAUUAAUGUAUCAGUAUUUUUAUUUUUUUUCUCCCCCCCGCCCCCCCGCUGUUGAUUUGAACGCCUGAACAACCUUUUCUCCUUUUAUUUUUAAAUACUGUUGACAUUUGUGAUGAUUUUAUGUCCUUUAACAAAACCAAUAAAUGUUGAUUUCCUUUUUUAUGAGCUGUGACAAUGUUAUGACGAUGUGUAUAUCCUUCCUAUUCAUUGAGCUCUCUAGUAAUCAGGUAUGCUUUCUCCACUGACCCUUUCUCCUCUCCUUAUGGAACAUGAGUAGGAUGUCUUAUCUUUAUUAAAUCCACUCUCAGAUUGUUUUGCUCCCUGUUUUUACCUUAGCACAGCUCCAUGCCCAGACACCCAAAAUAACUAGCCCUUAGCUUCUCCCCUGGCCAUAAAUCUGAAAUGUCCUUAAGCCUGUCCAUCACCCUACACCCCACUCAACCUCAACCGCCCAAACCCCGGACUUUCCCGACCCACUAUAUUACUCAAGCUGUGUCUUUUAAACCCCUUUGCUCAACCACUUUGUAUAGUUCUCUUACCCUUGUCACUGCAGCUAUAGUGCCAUCUGUGGACCCCCUUCCUCUGUAUUGGAAAAAGGUGGAAGGCCCACUUUGCUCUGCUUUUGGAUGAACAAGGGAUGAGGGGCAGUGAGCUCAGCUAUUUCUCUCUGAGCGCCAGGCAAAAUGCGUGGCUACGGAUCAAAUUUGUUACAUCUCAACAAACAAGAUACACCAGAUGAUGAGCACUUAGUAGAUCCAGAUGCAGCUCCCCUCACCCCCUGGCCCAUCAUAUUAGCAAAUACAGACCUAAUUUACUUCAAUGUAUAUGUUGAUUUUUUUUUUUUUUUCAUUUUUUUAAAGCAAGAGGGAAGCAAGUAAAUAGGAAGUUUAGUCCUCAGAUCAAGAUUUCUUGUCCCAUUUGUCGUCCCCCCCCCCCCCACAUUAUUUUUUUUUUUCUGAAUGGCAUUAGUAUUGUAGUAGAUUUAAAGGCUAGCUUUUUUUGUAAAGUGUGAAUAAAAGAUGUAUCUCAUGUUUCCUUUCUAAAAGAUAUUGAAUUGUGUUGUUGAUGUGUAAAUCAUGAAUUCUAUGACGGUGUUAUGUUUGCUACAUUGUUUUUACUUUUACUCAGUUUUUGUUUUGUUUUUUCCCCUCCCCCCCACCUAUACUCUUAUUCCCAUCACAAACCAAAUCCUCUGUAGAAAUCAUGAUGAGACGUUGUCUUGGUGGGUUGAUUUAGAGGGGUCGAAUGUUCCUGACGAUGCCUCGUGGAAGGAAUUAUUGAGAGCUUAUCGAAGGAAAAGUACCUGCAUCAUUGGUGUCAGUUAAAACUUUCAGCACAGGGAUAUUCAAUUUGUUUUUUCUUUCUGUCUUAUUUUGCUUUUCAGCUUUAUUUUGGAUGUUGCAUGGCACUAGCUGGAGAGUGCUAGUGCCUGUAGUUUAGGGCAGCAGAGCUGUCUUACUUAGUGGCUGCAGUUCAGUACUAGAGAACACUGUUCUGACUGGUGUAAAACGUAUUUGUAAGACUAAGCUAAUGGAGCGCCGCUGGUCGCUAGACUGGUCCUGUGAUGAUUUUGAGUACUACUAGUCCAUUUCACUCUGUUCUUGUGCAUCACAGUGGUUAAACCUGUUACACUAGCUAGCUACUAUUGAUAGUCACUGAUUUGACUCAUGUCUUUUUGGUUGUUGACUGCCCUCCCGUUCCCCCGUCCCCGUCCCCCUCUCCUCCUCAUCACCCUCUCGUUAAACCACAGACUAAGGCUUCUGACUGAAAAUCUGGCAAAUCACAGAGCUGAGUUAUGUCACCCUGUAAGCUUCGGCGAGUGAUCACAUUGUUGGCUUUGUGCUUUUCCACUGUUGCAUUGUGUUUCAUAGUUGGCUUGUUUAGGCAUAGAGUAAUUUCCCAGGCUGCAUCUCUUUGUAAUGGUGCACACCAAAGCUGCUUGUAGUCCAGUUCUCUGUUGUAGAGUGAGUUCUUUCACCGACCAGUUGCAUUUUUAUCCGAAUCAUAGUCUUCAUGAAAUGUAGGGCUGUAAGGAAAGCAAGGUACUUUUGUCCUUUUUUCCUUGAAUCACAUCAACCCAUCGCAUCCAUGUUCAUAUUCUUGUCGGGGUUUGGUUUCUCAAUCCAUCAACUCAUUUUGAAAAUGCAUCCUUUUCCAAAAAAAAUAACAAGAAAAACUUGGCAAUAAUACCCAGAAACGUUCAGAAUGGGUUUUUAAAUAUUUCAUGUGGAAAAUGUAGCUCUUUCAUCUUUCAAACUGUGGUCGUUUAUUUUUUUUUUUUUUGCUUUCGAACUCUCCAUUUUCAACUUCCUAGACUGUUUUUGUUCCCUUUCUUUCCCUCUUUUUUAAUCACCCAUCUUGUAUAUUUGCUCAUCUCCUUCUUCCCUGCCGAUCUAGUAGUAGUUGUUAAAUGAUCAGGAUUGUCUAUCUGUAGUCAGCUGAGUACAUAUAUUGAUCUGUGUCACUGUGUUUAUGCACUGGACCAACUAUUGUUUACCAUUCAUGGAAUACCAGCAAAAAAAAAAAAAAAAAAAAAGAAUAAUGACAAAACACUUGCACAAUGUUGUAGAAUGUCCAUUAAUCCAGAUGAGAAAUCAAGGCAGCUGUUUUCAAAUCAACACAUACUGUUUUAAAAAGAAACUGAAUGGUAAACAAUGCUUUCUGUUGUACCCCUUAGCCGUCCUCUCGAUUCUCUUUGGACUAGUUUUGUUCUUUUAUUUUUUUCUGUUUUGACUACAGGUUCUGCUUGUUUCCUUUACACCUACCUAUGUAUUUUCCUACUUCUGGUUGAAAAUAAAUUCUAUAUUAUCUGUUUCAA
This is a messenger RNA of Epinephelus fuscoguttatus (brown-marbled grouper), 6218 nucleotides long. RefSeq names its product CCR4-NOT transcription complex subunit 6. The transcript is spliced from 12 exons. Gene Ontology annotation, molecular function: protein binding; poly(A)-specific ribonuclease activity. NCBI's taxonomy places the organism in Eukaryota, Metazoa, Chordata, Actinopteri, Perciformes, Serranidae. Gene Ontology annotation, biological process: nuclear-transcribed mRNA poly(A) tail shortening. The record is from RefSeq and is a predicted model, not a curated record. The coding region runs from base 111 to 1790 and encodes 559 amino acids. Gene Ontology annotation, cellular component: cytoplasm; nucleus; CCR4-NOT complex.